AUGUUCGAAGAAUGGCGUGAGAACUUUAAAAGAGGGAAAUCGGCGGGAGCAAGUGGUAUCGGAACAGGAACAAUGGAUAUCCAGUCAAAAAAAAGCAAUGAAUCUCCACAGGUCAUGAUGACAUUAGGCAAUGAAUACAGUACAUUUGAUGAUGAAUCAGGUGGAUUUGAGCAAGAUCAAUCAUCCGAGUUUUCCGAGAGUAUCAUUCGCCAUGCAUUUAUCAGAAAGGUGUACACCAUUCUGUGUGUUCAGUUGAUGGUCACCAUGGGAAUUAUAUGCGUAUUUCUCUUUGUCCCUAUUCUCAACAGGCAAUGUGUUCAUAGUUACGCUAUGUUUUAUUUCAGUGAUCCUGUGAAAGAAUAUGUAUACUCGAAUCCAUGGGUGUGGUGGGUUGCAUUGGGUAUUACAUUUGCUACUCUGAUCGGCAUGGCUUGCUUCUCCGAUAUUAGAAGAAAAUUUCCCAUCAAUUUUAUCUUUCUUGCCAUCUUUACUAUUUGUGAAGGAACCGUACUAGGUGCCAUCAGUGCUCGCUAUGAUUUCCAAACGGUUCUAAUAGCAGCGGGCAUAGUAGCUACUUUAUGUGAAGGUGUCUUACUCGGCGUUGCAUGCAGUACGUACAAAACGGACACUGUACUGAUAGCUGCAGGUAUCACAGCUGUGGUUGCAUUCGCCUUAACUAUCUUCGCAUUUCAGACUAAGAUUGACUUCACUAUGUUCAGUGGAAUAAUGUUUGUUUUUUUGAUUGUACUGAUCUGCUUUGGCAUCUUGGCUUUGAUAUUCCAGAACCGGAUACUGGAUAUGGUGUAUGCUUCAAUCGGUGCACUGAUAUUUGCUGGGUAUUUGGUAGUCGACACACAGAUGAUGAUGGGUGGCAAACAUAAGUAUGCCUUAUCGACUGAAGAAUACGUCUUUGCUGCGUUGAAUCUCUACUUAGACGUAGUCAAUUUGUUCAUUAUGGUGUUAUUUUUAGUCGGUUUAAUUGGACGUUGA
Molecule: messenger RNA, 990 nt
Organism: Saccoglossus kowalevskii
Lineage: Eukaryota; Metazoa; Hemichordata; Enteropneusta; Harrimaniidae
Product: protein lifeguard 1-like
Cellular component (GO): membrane
Source: RefSeq, a predicted model, not a curated record